AUGUUAGCAGAUAUACACUUACCAGAGGAAUGUUGGGAAUGUGUCUUCAGAUUCCUGAACCACCACCAUUACUUGGAGUCUGUCUCCCUCGUCUCCAAGCAAUUCCUCUCCAUCACCAACCGCAUCCGAUCCACCCUCGCCAUCCCCGACCCCACACUCCCUUUCCUCCCUCGCCUCCUCCACAGGUUCCCCAAUCUCACCUCCCUUGACCUCACGCGCUUCCGCGGUGACCUCGACGCGCUUCUCCUCCAAAUCUCGCGCUACCCCUUGCGCCGCCUCACAUCCCUCGACGUCUCGCACCAUCCAACGUUUCCGGCAAAUGGGUUGCGAGGUUUGGCUGAAAAGAUGAAAACGUUGACCUCUCUCACCUGUUCCCACAUGGGUUCUCUCUCAAUCGCCGACAUUCUCCUCAUCACCGAUUGCUCCCCUUUCCUCCAAGAACUUGACCUUAGCUUCCCCAAGGAGGUUGUUCACCGCGGCAAUAAUCUGCCCCUGGCGCUUCCCAAGCUCCUUCGCAAGGUUAAUCUCUCUGGCGAAUCCUUCAUCAUCAACGACGAAGAGCUAAUCAGAGUGUGCAAGAACUGUGAAUUUCUCGAAGAAUUGGAUUCGCGUAUCUCGGAUGAGUUGCUUUGUUCUGUUGCAGAGGAAGGUCUUCCUUUGAGGAAACUUGUCCUCGAUGAUUGCCGCAAUUACACCUAUGCUGGAAUCUCUUGCUUGUUGUCAAGUUGUAAGUUUGUGCAGCACUUGGAUCUUCAAAGUGCUGAGUUUCUGAAUGAUCAGCAUGUAGCAGAGUUGUCUGUGUUUCUAGGUAAUUUGAUAUCUAUAGACAUUAGUUACUGUAAGGGGCUCACAGAUUUAGCCCUUUUUGCACUUAUCAGGAACUGUUCUUUGCUUAGUGAGAUCAAAAUGAAGGUAACAGGGAUUGGGAAAAAGAAGGUCCAGUAUUCCAAUUCUUUCAUGAAUUGUUGUGUGAAGUCUCUCCAUUUGGGUUGGAAUCCAUAUCUGGGAGAUGAAAGCAUCAAACUGUUGAGUUUGGUUUGCCCCAAUAUGCAGCUGCUUGACUUGAGAUGUUGCAGUCGGAUAUCUGAAGGUGUUGUUGAAGUUUUAAGAAGAUUCUGUACGAUUAGGGAUUUGAGCAUAGGCCAAUGUUUAGGAGUGAAGCUUCAUGGUUUGAACUUUAAAGUUCCCAAUGUGGAGGUGUUGAAUUUGGCGCAUUCAGGAAUUGAUGAUGAAACACUCUCAGUGGUCGCAAAGAGUUUCUGUGGGCUUAAGUACCUGGACCUGGAAUAUUGUCGUAGUGUCACAGACAAGGGAGUGAGGAAAGUAGUAGAAAACUGCAAACAGCUGAGAGAGAUAAAUUUGCAUGGUUGUUAUAGAGUGGCUGGUAGUGUUGUUGCUUGGAUGGUAUUUUCAAGGCCAACAUUGAGAAAGAUAGUGGCUCCGCGUGAUUUUCAAUCAAGUGCCCGCCAGAGUGAACUCUUCUUGCGUCAUGGAUGCCGGGUUUGA
Molecule: messenger RNA, 1506 nt
Organism: Lotus japonicus
Lineage: Eukaryota; Viridiplantae; Streptophyta; Magnoliopsida; Fabales; Fabaceae
Product: F-box/LRR-repeat protein 3-like
Exons: 2
Coding region: 1-1506 (501 amino acids)
Biological process (GO): SCF-dependent proteasomal ubiquitin-dependent protein catabolic process
Cellular component (GO): SCF ubiquitin ligase complex
Molecular function (GO): protein binding
Source: RefSeq, a predicted model, not a curated record